AUGGUGCUUCGAGUCAAUCAUGAACCAUUUCACAGAUGCGGGUGUCCUAUCCACCCAGUAGGUGUCCACAUUCCACGUGACCUUGCACAGUUCAAGCGUAACAUUUUGAUUCUAUCUUAUCUUGGUGAUUUCAAAGGAAGGAUCAUUCACGCUUCGUAUGAUGGCAACGGUCUGAUUCUGCAAUACUCACGACUGUGGAACCUUUUAGAUUCGAGCACCCCAAGGUUCCCGGUGGAGUUGUUUGUUCGAUACAGACUGAGUCGGCCCACAUGGCCAUUGUCCCUCCACGACUAA
Penicillium odoratum is the source of this 294-nucleotide messenger RNA. RefSeq lists its product as uncharacterized. The transcript is spliced from 2 exons. The coding region runs from base 1 to 294 and encodes 97 amino acids. Lineage: Eukaryota; Fungi; Ascomycota; Eurotiomycetes; Eurotiales; Aspergillaceae. The record is from RefSeq and is a predicted model, not a curated record.